AUGGCUUCCCCCGCUCCCAGUUCCGCUCCCACCACUGGUAGCCCUGUCCCCCGAAUGGUCGCACGCAGAAGGGAAGCAAAUUCCAACCCGCUGGUCCAACGACAGAAGCGACCUCGUGCUGCGGUAGUGAAUCGACAAAAACCAGCAGCAGCACCACCUCCCCCCACCGCCGCACCCCCCGCUAAUACUGCGCGAAGCACCGCUCCCUCGAGCUCGGCAACUGGUAGCGCAAUCGCUGCUGACGACGAAGGAGAGUGGCACGAAUACAAGCUCACGACUACUAAAGCGUCACUGUUGAAGGGGUUGAGGCAUCACGUCAUGAGGAUGCAAUCGAAGCGCGAAAUCGACCCUACCGAUCCUACGCAGUUUACUCGUCCGGUUAGGCUGCACCGUCGGGAUCCUAGAGCGCCGCUUCAAGGUGCGAAGGAGGAAGCGGCGGCGAACCAGUUGGCUGCGGCGAAUAAAGCUGCGGAGGCUGGGGAGAAAGCGAAGGAUGAAGCCGAACAGGCGAAGAAGGAUGCGGAGAAGCAAGCGAAUCUGGACAAGAUUGCGCCGUUUGGUGGUGCGCAAAAGCAGAAACAGAAGGUCUUCCAUAAGAAGACUCAGCAAGUUUUCAAGAGCAAUGAUGCCGAGAAGAAGUUGCGAUAUGAGGAGUUUUUUCCCUGGUUCAUUGAGGACUUUGACAACAAGAAUACUUGGCAGGGGCAGCUUGAGAGCUCGUUGAGCAAGGGCGUCUUCGCCAUGUUCGUGUUGGAGGAAGGUGCGUUCAGGAUGGUUCCGAUCGAGAAAUGGUACAAGUUUCAGGAAAAGAACAGGUUUCCCACCAUGACGUCUGAAGAGGCCGAACUCGAAAUGAAGAAGAAUGCCCGACCACCUAGGUGGUUGAUGAAGCGCGCCGAGGAGAAGGAGAGCAAGCAGAGGGAGUUGGAAGAGAAUGCUCGAGCCAAUAAAACCCUCUUCACUAGGAAAGGUGAUAGGCUGAAGGGAGAGGCGGACAACGACGACUUGGAUUUCGAAGACGACCAAUUUGCCGACGAUGAGGAGGCCCCUAUCAUGGAGGGGGAGGAGCAGGAAAAUAAGGAGAUCGAGGUUACUUGAUUGAACUCUACACGUUUCUACGCAUUACUGAUGUGGUGCUCUAUAGAAACGUAUCAAAAAGGAGCAACUGUCCGCCAACUUCUUCGACGCCCGUGACGAACGUGAUUGGGAGAAGGAGGAACUGGAGAGGAAAAAGCUUGAAGAGGUCCGCCGCAAGCACGGCAAGAAGGUGAAGAAAGCAUUGAUGAACCGCGAGGGUAACUUCACAUACGAGUCCGACUCGGAUGCAAACCCAUACGGGACAACUGUAAGCUACCUUCUGUUCCUCUAUCUCGUCCGCUUCACUCCUUUCUCCAAGCUAAACACGGCCAAAAACACCAGGGUGACGAGGACUCCGAAGACGAGGAAGAAGCUGCGCGCAAAGAAGAGGAAAAGAAAAAGGAAGAGGAGCGUAAGAAAGCCGAGGCAGCAGCCGAGAAGGAAAAAGCCGAUCUCCGCAAGUCCAAAACUCCCCCUGCUGGCACUCCCGCUUCCACCGCAACCCCCUCCGCCGCCACCACCACCACCACCACCACCUCGCAGCCAAAACCCAAGGCCACAGGCGGCGCAGCCGGAGCGCCACACCCCACCACAGCCAACAAGAAGGACAAGCACCCAGCCGGUACGCCUCUCCCACCCAGUGAUAAAAGACCUCAGCUCAAACGUGCAGGCACAUCACCGCACCCAGAGUCGGGCACCGAGUCGCGCAAGAAGCCGAAAAAGAACACUGCCGCCAACAACGCCACUGGGAAAUCAACAACCCUCCCCAUCCUGGGUGGCACGGACAAGAAGAGCAUUGUCAAGCUCAAAGUUGCUAGCGAGAGUCUUUCUCAGAUUGCUUCCUCAACUCCAUCUCCUUCCCCGCCGCCACCAGGCGUAGGAGCCGGCAACAAGAAGCGCAAAGCAGAUGCGCCCGCCGGAGCACGUAGUGGUGAUGAGCGCUCCGGUGAGACGUCAGACGGGCCAGGAAGUAAGAAGCAAAGGAUCAAGGUCACCACUAGCGGGCGAUCGCUCUCACCUGCUGCGGCGGCAGCUGCUGCUUCAAGACAGGGCACUCCUGGGGCAUCGCGCGCAGGCUCCCCUGCUGCUACCGCUGGCACUGGUAAUACAAGUGCUCCGGCGGCGAUGGGCCCCCCCGGGCCUCCAGGUACACAUCCCUACCUCCACCCCCCCCAAUUCUUUUGGCCGGAAGGAUAGUAGAUCGCUAACACCAAGCAAAUAGAUUUCAUAACAGAUGCUGAAAUCCGCACAGUCCUAUCCUCCAAUCCCGAAGGUGUAACGCUGAAAUUCAUUGCGGACAGGUUUAAGAACCGCGUUCGGAAUGAGGAAGUCAAGAGGGGGCUCAUUUCCAGUCUUCGCAGACUCAGUGUAUCGACGGAUAAGCGGACCUAUAAGCUUAAGGAGGGGGUUGGCGCUUAA
Tuber aestivum (summer truffle) is the source of this 2496-nucleotide messenger RNA. The record is from the annotation of a GenBank genome assembly. Lineage: Eukaryota; Fungi; Ascomycota; Pezizomycetes; Pezizales; Tuberaceae.